Messenger RNA from Bursaphelenchus okinawaensis, 1093 nucleotides. The record is from the annotation of a GenBank genome assembly. NCBI's taxonomy places the organism in Eukaryota, Metazoa, Nematoda, Chromadorea, Rhabditida, Aphelenchoididae.
AUGGAGAUUGAAGUGGCUCAACCUGAAGUUGAACUCAACCUUCUUGUACCUGGAGUCAACGAACAUGGUCAAGAUCAACCAGUUGAUGUCUUCAGUCACCAAGAAUUCCUCGACUACCUCGACAACAUCAACAACGCAGAAGCCAACGGCGAUGCCGCAGUUGAAAACGGAGGUGAAGCUGAAGCUGUAGCCGAAGUUAUCAAUGAAGGUGGAGCUGAAGGUGAAGCUGCCCAACAAGUUGUGGAAGCCGCUCCCCAAAGACCUCUCCAGCGUCCUCGAAUCCAGGAUCGUCCCGCGGAAACCGUAAACUUUCCUUAUUUUGAUUUUUUAUAUAUGUCUAGGAACCCGGGAAAAUUCCCAAAUUCUUUAAAAAAGGUGGCCAACCUGAAUCCAUAUUACUGGGUUAAGACUAGAAAUGAAAACAUUUUGACAGUCCCUAGUAGGGGAACUGUAACUGCACGUCAAAAUAUAGAACCGAAAACGCGUGUGGCAUUUCGUCCUCCAUACUCAUGAAAUAGAAAAGCGCUUGCUUUUCGUGAGAGCGAAUAGACGAAAAAGGAAACGAAAGAGUGAAAAACGGAGAGACCACCCACGUGGUCGUAAAGAGAGCGGUUAGACAUUUUCUUUUUCGCCGAGAUUUUGGAGUUUUUUUGGAAAUAGUGAUAAGUUUAAACUUGUUAUAUUAAGUAUAAUAUAACAAUUUAAAAAUUUUUUUUGUAAAAAUUGUUAAAUAACACCAUAAACUUGGUCUUAAAAACUUUUUUUAAAUUUUUUAAAAGCUAAAUAGCCGAGUUUUCGUUCUCGAUAUAUUGGUUGCGGAAUGUCAAAUACAGUUUCAAGUUUUUUGUUUUAUUUUCUUUUGACGUGAACUGCUGUGUUGCAAAAUUUCUGUAUAGUUGAGAUAGAAAGUAGAGGUAGAAGAGAAAUCCUUCUAUUCGGUUCCAAAACCAAUGGACCCGCCCCUCUAGGGCCAGGUGCCACCGUGGAGGUACGUCGUGAUUUCCGAAAGGGUCUGUCUACACUCCGAAAAGGUCUACAGGAGAAAAAAGGUCUACAAAUCGAAAAGUUCUACACCCGAAAAGGUCUACAAUAA